Molecule: messenger RNA, 4347 nt
Organism: Xiphias gladius (swordfish)
Lineage: Eukaryota; Metazoa; Chordata; Actinopteri; Istiophoriformes; Xiphiidae
Gene: chdh
Product: choline dehydrogenase
Exons: 10
Coding region: 124-2028 (634 amino acids)
Cellular component (GO): mitochondrial inner membrane
Molecular function (GO): flavin adenine dinucleotide binding; choline dehydrogenase activity
Source: RefSeq, a predicted model, not a curated record
ACUGCAGCUCGCUAAGCUCCGCCCGCCGCCGUUGACCGUUUUACUUGCUGAUUGGGGCUACUUUGGCUCUCUAGUUCCUGGGCUUAAAAAAAAGUGAAUGAAGAAAGCCUUCCCAGAACCAGGAUGUUUUCUUUGGCCACACUAGGCCAAAAUGGAGCCCGACGAGUCUCGACCGCGACUCAGGGGAGAUUUAUGAGGGACGGCAGAUGCUUGUUUACCUGUUUGCCAGAAUGUCACUUUGUCUCCAAGACCAGAAAAAUGGGGCCUUCCUUCUCCUGCUCCUCCGGCAGCCAUUACAGAUGCUUUAGUGCCUCAGCUGCUCUCUGCAACUCUUCAUCAUCACUACAUCAGAAAACACCAUCUUACAGUUAUGUCAUUGUUGGGGCGGGGUCGGCGGGCUGCGUCCUUGCCAACCGCCUCUCAGAGGAUUCCGAUAAGUCUGUGCUGCUACUGGAGGCUGGGCCCAAAGACAUGUUGCUAGGCAGCGUGCGACUAUCAUGGAAGAUCCACAUGCCAGCUGCGCUGACCUACAACCUUUGUGAUGAGAAGUAUAACUGGUACUACCACACUUUACCUCAGGCCCACAUGGACAACCGGGUAAUGUACUGGCCAAGGGGCCGUGUUUGGGGCGGGUCCUCUUCACUCAACGCCAUGGUUUACAUCCGUGGACACGCGGAAGACUACAACCGCUGGCAGAGAGAGGGGGCAAAGGGCUGGGAUUAUGAACACUGUCUGCCUUACUUCAGGAAAGCUCAGCAUCAUGAGCUGGGAGAAAACAGGUACCGGGGUGGCAGUGGACCACUUCAUGUGUCCAGAGGGAAGACCAGCCAUCCCCUUCACAAAGCUUUUAUUGAUGCGGGGCAGCAGGCAGGAUACCCGUUCACUGAUGACAUGAAUGGAUACCAACAGGAAGGCUUGGGCUGGAUGGACAUGACCAUUUAUAAAGGGAAGAGGUGGAGCGCAGCCAGUGCCUAUCUGAGACCUGUCCUGGGUCGACCCAACCUGAAGACGGAGGUGCGCUGCCUGACCACUAAGAUCCUGUUUGACGGAAACCGUGCUGUGGGAGUGGAAUACAUACAGAAGGGACAGAAAAAAAGGGUGUUUGCAGAUAAAGAAGUGAUAUUGAGCGGAGGAGCGAUCAACUCCCCUCAGCUUCUCAUGCUGUCUGGGGUGGGAAACGCUGACGACCUGAAACAACUCGGCAUCCCUGUGGUUCAGCACUUACCAGGUGUUGGCAGUAACCUGCAGGAUCAUUUGGAGCUGUACGUCCAGCAGCAAUGCACUCAGCCUAUCACCCUGUACAAGGCCCAGAAACCUUUCCACAUGGUCAAAAUAGGCCUUGAGUGGCUCACCCUGUUCACUGGUAAUGGAGCAACAGCCCACUUGGAGAGUGGUGGGUUCAUCCGCAGUCGGCCGCAUAUCACACACCCCGACAUCCAGUUUCACUUUUUGCCCUCGCAAGUCAUCGACCACGGACGAGUUGCCUCCAAGAUAGAAGCAUAUCAGGUUCACGUCGGACCAAUGAGAAGCACCAGUAUCGGCUGGAUGAAGCUGAAGAGCACCAACCCUCUGGAUCACCCGAAUCUCCAGCCAAACUAUCUCUCCACUGAUAUUGAUGUGUGGGAGUUCAGAGAGUCUGUCAAACUCUCCAGAGAGAUUUUUGCCCAGAAGGCCUUCGACCCGUUCCGUGGUCCUGAAGUCCAGCCUGGUCCUCAGUGCCAAUCCGAUGCAGACAUCGACGCUUUUGUCCGCCGAAAGGCCGACAGCGCCUAUCACCCCUCCUGCACCUGCAAGAUGGGCUCUCCCUCUGACCCGAUGGCGGUUGUCGACUCAAACACACGGGUUCUGGGUCUGGAGCAGUUGCGUGUGGUCGACGCCUCCAUCAUGCCCAGCAUCGUCAGCGGCAACCUGAACUCCCCGACCAUCAUGAUGGCGGAGAAGGCUGCCGAUAUCAUCAGAGGUCGCCCUCCUCUUGUCGACCCAGGGGUUCCUGUGUACCGACCGCAGACACUUGACAGGCAGAGAUGAAUACAGAGUAAGGGGUAUGUGUGGAUCAGAAAGAGUUCACAACACAAUCAGUCAGUAAGCAACAACAGCGGAAAACAGCUUAUUGUGUUUUAGACUGGGAGCUGAUCAAUUGGCUAUUUUUGCUUUUUGAUCUGAUAUUAUAAAUAAAUAAUGUGAGCGUUUUGUCUUGUUAACACAUCUGAUUUGCACACAAGGUAACAUAUCACAGUAACACAGUUUAACAAUAAUUACGAAGGUCUGGUCUAGGCAGGCUAAAUUCACGGCCAUAAUGGGUUAAAUACAGUUGAUUUUAGCAGUUUACACCUGAAAUUUCAGUUUUACAAGUAUUUAAAUUGGUCUCCUCACUAUCUUCUGAUGAAAAAACAGUGGCCUUAUAACUUGUCUUAUUUUUAAAUUUUUUUUCAAUGAUUUGGAUCUUAUUUUCCAUUCUAAAUUUCACAUAUCUUAAGUAAUCUUACAGUUAAUGUCAUAAAACUUGCAGGGACCCUGACUACGGUUUGCUCUUCUGCCUAGUUAGUGAGCUCUCAAUGACUGAAACCAAUUGUUUGACCAGGUUAACUGAUUUGAUUCCUCAAACUGUAGCAGUUUGGACUAAACAAUGCUGAAGAUCAACAGAUAUGGGAGGAAAUUUAAUUUUAUCAGACACUUAAUUUGACUUUGAACUUGACUCACCUUUAAAAUAUUCACAUUUAUAGAGCCAGAUGUGUGCUGGGAAGUCAUGGUUGGCACAAUGUGGUUGCAUGGAAAGAAUCUGAGCAUUUGUGUAGUUAACGUGAUUGUAGUAGAAAGCAGUACUUCUGUCUUGAGUGAUCAUCACUCUUGUUGUCUGCAGAUGAAAUAAGAAACAGACAAAGUCAGUUUGUCACAAAUAGUGAUGAAAAGAUACAUCUGUCUCAACUCAACAGCAUCAGACUGGUAUUUUGUUAAUGUUUCGAAAGAAAUGCCCAAAGCUUCCUUUUUGGUCUGGGUUAAGGAAUAGGUUUGAUUUGCUCUGAUCAGGACUCAAACUCAAGUGGUCCUGGUCUUGGAAUUGACUUGGUCCUGAUGGCAGGAGAGGUGAAAUUACUCACCCAUGUAUGAGGAGAAAAAAAACUUUCAACCCCAUUCUUCUCAGGAAAGUAGGCUUGUUGCCUGGCAAAGGUCGUAAACAUCCUCACAUUGUUGAUAACACAAGCAAACCGUCUGUCAGAGAAGUAAACGGGAACUAGAGAGAAGAUAAUCAAACAAUCUGGUUCAAGCUCGACAUAAAAACCGAAGUAAAAAUGGCCAAAAAAAAAAAAAAAAGUUAGCUAUUUGCAUAUUGUGUUAAAACACUCGUUAUGUAAAAUAUAUGCAAAAAACUAUACUACACUAAAAAGAAGGUACAUUGGAAACGUUUUUUCUGUGUUUACAAGGAAGCCUUUGAAGAUGAUUGUGUAUAACGGAUAAUGAAGUUAAGUAUGAUAAUACCACUGGUGCCUAUAAACUCAUUAUGUUCUGGUGUCAAUGUGAAUUUCUAUAUUUUAACCAGCACUGAUAACAUUAGUCUUGAGCAGAUUUUAGAAUCAGCUUCACUGAAAAACUUCCUCGGAAAGAUGCAUGCAUACAUAUAUGAAGUAUUGAUUUAAACUGAUUUUGACUUUUACACUUUGAUUUCACUUUACAUUCACUUUUUAUGAUGUUGUUGUUGUUAUUAAGCUCUAUGGAAACAGCCAAGUGCUAAAAUGAAUUCUAAUAGCAUCUUAUUAAGCUUUGCACUACGCUAUGAAGUAUCUUGGCUCAGCUUCAUUACUGUGACAAAUAUUGUUUACAUUAUAUUCAGUGUUUUACAAUAUUACUUGAAUGUUUCAAUCAUAAUGAAGGAGUAACACUUGGAUCGCAAAGGGAAAAUUAUUGUGACAAUUCAUACAGCUUUUAGGUUUGCAUGUUUUUGGGGGGUUUUUUUCGUUUGGUUUUUUUUGUUGUUUUUUUUUGUUUUUUGUAUUAACUGUAAGCAAACACUUAAACCAUCCUGACCUUUCCAUCAUGACUUUAUUCAGUGGUCCAUACAAAAAUCCUCAGCAGGUUCAUUGACAUUUCAGGCAAGAAAUCAAAUGUACAAAACAGGGUUUUUGUUUUCAUUGGUACAAAAUCUCUAAGGUUCUUGUACUUAUGCUACAAAGUAGAUAGAACUAUUUCUUUUAAUUUUCAUACAGCAAACGGGUAGAAAGCAUAAAUCUUCAAGUUAAUCACUUACUUUUUACAAACACUGUACAGAUUGUAUACGUUGUUGUCAUUUCCUAGACAACUGUAAAGCAGUGGAGCAGUACAAAAAAUAAAGCUGUCGGUUGCUCAACCAUG